Molecule: messenger RNA, 1374 nt
Organism: Uncinocarpus reesii 1704
Lineage: Eukaryota; Fungi; Ascomycota; Eurotiomycetes; Onygenales; Onygenaceae
Exons: 1
Coding region: 1-1374 (457 amino acids)
Biological process (GO): microtubule-based movement
Cellular component (GO): microtubule; spindle; centrosome
Molecular function (GO): microtubule binding; ATP binding; microtubule motor activity
Source: RefSeq, a predicted model, not a curated record
AUGCAGGCGUUCGUGAGAUGGCGGCCCCUCAGCUCCAGCGAGUCGCCCAACACAGAAAUUGAACGCUCAUCCACUCUACAGGACAACUCCCGGUUUUCAACCUCGAUAGUCUGUCAGUCAUCUCCAAGUCGAGAUCGCUCAUGGAAUAGCUCGAAUUGCUUUUCACGGAUUUUCGAGGCCAGCGACGGCAACAGGAAGGUUUUUGAAACUGUCGUUGAACCUACACUCCCCCAAGUUCUGAGCGGAGGGACUUGCAAUUUCUUUGCCUAUGGUCAUUCCGGGAGCGGGAAGACACAUACUAUUAUAGGUUACGACUAUGAAAAUCCCGAUCAGUUUGGUCUUUGCUUGGCUGCGGCGUAUAGCCUCUAUGGGACGCUUGAAGACCUAAAUGCAGCGCAAAAACCCAACGGUGAAAUCAAGAAAGAAGGCAACAUGUUGGGCAUUGGCAUUCGUAUGUAUGAAAUGCGAAAGAAUACCGCUUUUGACCUUUUGAAUGAACGCCGGGAGUGCUACGUUCGAGAGGGCCCGGAUGGACGAGUCCAUAUCCGCGGCGAAACGGAGAUGCUGGAAGGCGGAAAAGUCAGAGUGCGUCCGGUCGUCACUCGGGCAUGUUGGAAUUUCGACGACUUGCGCCGUGAGCUGCAGGUGGGCCUUCAGCUCAGGGCCACGGGGUCAUCCACAGUCCACGACCAAAGCUCCCGUACACAUGCGGUGUUGGAGCUUGAGAUUGUGACCAAAUCGCUACUUGACGCGCGAGAUGCCGUCAUUGAACGAGAAUCAGAAUUCGUGCCGGUUGCGAAGCGUGCCACGGACGUUUACCUCGAGGAGUCUGCCAACGCCUACAUCAAAACCCCAGAAGGCAAAUACGUCGUCAACCCUGAUUGCCCGCCGGAUCAGGAGCGCAUUGACGCCGCAGAGAAAGAAAAGGAGAAGUUCGAGUCGUACGUGAAACAAGCCGAGGCUCACGCGCGCGAGAUAUUCGAGUCUCACAGCCAGAAAUGCCUUGGUGGAAAGCUCGUGUUUGUGGAUUUAGCUGGCUCUGAAUAUUAUCAUGGAAAGGCUACUUCUUCCUCAUUUGCGGCCAAAAUGACGCCUCAGGAGCGCCAGGAAGGCCGACAGAUCAAUACCGAUCUACUUGCGCUGAAAGAAGUCAUCCGCGCCCGCGCCCUGAAUCACACUCGUAUCCCGUUUCGAUCCUCUCCAUUGACUAUGGUGUUGCGUGAGCACUUCUCAGCCUCCACGAACAGCCAGUCCGCAAUGAUACUCACAGUUUCUCCGUCUUCGGAGCAAUUCGCAGCUACCAUGAACACGUUGAAGUAUGGGAAUUUGGUAGGUGUGGCAGGGGGAGAAACGGCCACGGCCCUGAAAAAAUAA